AUGGGAGAUCUCAAAGGACACAUUGUGCCAGGAACUGCCUUCUUGCUGUACGGACUUUGGUGGGCAGUGGGCAGCAUCAGAAGAUACUUCUUAUGUCGUAAAAGAGGCCAACAGUAUCUGUCAACGGCUACCUUCCCCUGCCCUUUCUCUUGUGGCAACACUGAGACAUGGCCAGUAGAGGCUGUCGCUGAGAUUGUCAUAUCAUCAGGUGGACUGUUUGGAGAAAUAUUCUGCAACUUGCCAUCUCCCAGCGCGGGUAUUGUACAACACGCUACAAUGUAUAGUUUCUUCGCUAUAUCUGGUGCAGUGGACCUGUGCAUGCACUUUGGCUUUCCCCUGCCUCCCGGAACCGAUUAUGUGGCCUUGGCGCUGGCAUUUCUAAUCGAGGGCUUUUUGUUCACCAACCAUUUACACGAGAGAGAGAUCCUCGACGUUCACAUCCAUGUACUGCUCGCAUAUGUCGUCUUUCUAUCUGUGGUAGUGAUACUUUUGGAAGCCAGAUACCAGAGGUCGGCCAUGCUGACCUUGUCACGUACCUUCUUGGUCAUGCUUCAGGGAAGCUGGUUCUGGGCCGUGGGGAUUAUCUUCUGGCACUGUGCAGUCAUCUUUAUAACUCUGGUCAUCAUGGCGACCGUGAUGUCCCUCUGCUACAGGACACAUAAAGGCAGCCGUUUCAGGGAUGGUUCUGAGCUACCUAUGACAGAAUUAGAGAGCAGAGAAAAAUACGGCAAUUACAAGUUGUUGGCUGUAAAGGAGAAUGAAGAAAGUGAUAUAGAGUAUGAACAACCGGUAAAAAUGACUUCUGUAGUUGCACGAGAUGUGGUCUAG
Molecule: messenger RNA, 828 nt
Organism: Candidula unifasciata
Lineage: Eukaryota; Metazoa; Mollusca; Gastropoda; Stylommatophora; Geomitridae
Source: the annotation of a GenBank genome assembly